Mya arenaria is the source of this 1131-nucleotide messenger RNA. Its product is annotated as deoxycytidylate deaminase-like. Gene Ontology annotation, biological process: dUMP biosynthetic process; dTMP biosynthetic process. Gene Ontology annotation, cellular component: cytoplasm. Lineage: Eukaryota; Metazoa; Mollusca; Bivalvia; Myida; Myidae. Gene Ontology annotation, molecular function: zinc ion binding; dCMP deaminase activity. The transcript has 5 exons. The record is from RefSeq and is a predicted model, not a curated record. The coding region runs from base 97 to 687 and encodes 196 amino acids.
ACGUGAUAUAUCCACACUGAUAGCAUGGUUUAUUUAUACCUCAAAUACCGGUGAAUGACAUUUUCCGAAAUUCUGGACAAGUAGUCGAUCACCGAAAUGAGCGAAAGCGCUACUCCAGCACCUGAGUCAGGUGGAUAUAGACGAAGAGACGGGGUCCUAGAAUGGGACGACUACUUUAUGGCCAUUGCCUUUUUGUCUGCUCAGCGCAGCAAAGACCCCGUUACGCAAGUUGGAGCGUGUAUCGUGAACGAGGAUAAGAGAAUAGUUGGUACCGGAUACAAUGGCAUGCCCAAUAGGUGUCCAGAUGAAAAGCUACCCUGGGGCAAAGGUGACAAAGACGUCCUCAAAAACAAAAAGCUUUACGUAUGCCAUGCUGAACUCAAUGCCGUGCUAAAUAAGAACUCUACGGACGUUAAGAACUGCACGAUCUACGUGUCUCUGUUCCCUUGCAACGAAUGCGCAAAGGUUAUUAUCCAGUCAGGCAUCAAGGAGAUCAAGUAUUACUCGGACAAGUACAAGGACCGUUCGGAUGUCAUAGCCUCCAAAAGCAUGUUGGAUAUGGCAGAAGUGCGAUACAGUCAGUGUCGACCAACCUUGGACACCAUUGAGAUAGAUUUUCCUGGGAUUGAAAAGAUGUCAGAGGGCGCUUAUAACGAGAGUCCAGGGGACACCCAAACUACUAGUUAAGGCAAACUGGAUGAUUGAGCAUGUAUAAGAAAUAUACAAUUCCAUAAACAAUUUACUCUGAAUUUACAAAGUUUGUAAUAACUUGUUUUUUUUAACACUGAUUGAUUUUGAAAAUAGAUUUCGACAUAUAAUUUAUAAUUGAUAAUUGCCUUGAUUCAUUUCAACCAUGGUAAAUGACGAUUAUGUUUGUUGUGAGUAAAAAUGGCGCUGCAUACCAAGGGAAUUCAAUACAUUUAGAAGAUUUUGUUUGAAAAAAUCAUAUCCCAUUAUUACUGUUACAGACACAAUAAGCUAACAUGCCAAUAAAUUGACGCCGUUUAAUAUAUUUUCAAAAUGACACGCACAUCUUAUUUAUUUCUUGUCUGUGAUACUGAUUUAUAAUAUUAUGGCAAUUGUACUGUAAAUGAACCGUUAUAGUGUAUGAUCAAUAAAUGAAAUAAAUUA